This is a messenger RNA of Branchiostoma belcheri (Belcher's lancelet), 2648 nucleotides long. Its product is annotated as programmed cell death protein 4-like. Gene Ontology annotation, cellular component: nucleus; cytosol. Gene Ontology annotation, biological process: negative regulation of DNA-templated transcription. The record is from RefSeq and is a predicted model, not a curated record. The transcript is spliced from 13 exons. Bases 200 to 1609 code for a protein of 469 amino acids. NCBI's taxonomy places the organism in Eukaryota, Metazoa, Chordata, Leptocardii, Amphioxiformes, Branchiostomatidae.
AGCUGAUGCCACAAACAUCAGCCAAAAUUUUCCAGUGGUAAAGUCGUGUUUCUAUAUUGUCUCCGUAGUAUCUGUCCUCACACCACCUCUUUUUCUUCUGUUCAGCCUUCCUUAGUUCGUCACUAUCUCCAGAAAAGCUAGCUAGCCGUGUUUUGCCACAGUAUUCUGCCUGUUAGCCUCCAGAAACGCAACAACAACGAUGGCAAGCGGGGACGUCCUCUCACCUGAAGUGGAAGUUUUCCAACAAAAUGGCGAGGUCGAAGGGGAGGUGGAUGAGAAUUUCUCCGAGUCUCCCGCGGCCUCUCCCAACCUCAACGACCUCCGACCGAAGCUGAAGGCCAAGCGUAGGGCGAAGAGAAGCCCUAGCAAGGAAGACCAGCAGUUGUCAUCCACCAACGGCGUCAAUGUCAGCCAACUGAGCCGAUCCAAGCCGAGAUACGACCGCAAGUCCCGCACAGCCUACGGACGGGGGCUUCCCAAGAAAGGUGGAGCUGGUGGCAAGGGUGUUUGGGGGAAGCCUGGCUGUGAACUGGACAUUGAUGGUGUCAUUGAUGAGAAGGAUCCCAACUACGAUUCGGAUGCUCAGGGUAACUAUGAACUGGAGACCAUUGCUCCAGAGUUGACGCCAGAGGAAGUGGAGAAGACCAUCAAGCCUGUGAUUCAGGAGUACUUUGAACAUGGAGACACAAAUGAAGUUGCAGUGACACUUGGUGAGCUGAACCUUGGGCACAAGAAACAUGAGAUUGCGACCCACGCUGUGAGCAUGGCCCUGGACAAGCACGACUCUCACCGUGAGAUGACGUCGCGGCUGAUCUCGGACCUGUACGGGAAGAUCCUGACCCAGAAGGAGAUGGCCACUGCCUUUGACUCCAUCCUGGAUGACUUGGCGGACCUGACCCUGGAUACUCCUGAUGCUCCACAUGUGGUGGGCUCCUUCAUUGCCAGGGCUGUUGCAGAUGAUGUUCUUCCUCCCAAGUAUGUUACUGAGUACAGGGGGAGUGGUGACUCCAAGCAAACCAGUGAAGGGUCAAGUCUUACAGAAGAGAUGAUUAAUUCCAGUGCGACCCUCCCUCCAGAUGUUCAGGCCGCCCUGGACCGUGCCCACGUGCUGCUGAGUAUGAAACAUGGGAUGGUUCGCCUUGACAAUGUCUGGGGUGUCGGUGGCGGCCAGCGACCCGUCAAAUACCUCAUCAAAAAGAUGAACAUGCUCCUGAGGGAGUACCUGUCCUCCCGGGACAUCCAGGAGGCCACACGCUGCCUGCAGGAGCUGGAGGUGCCUCACUUCCACCACGAGCUCGUCUACGAGGCUGUGGUGACUGUGCUGGAGGCAGGGUCGGAACAGGUGGACACUGCAAUCCUCAUGCUGCUUAAGUCUCUCGCUGAUGCAAUCAUUCUUACCGUGGACCAGAUUGACAGGGGCUUUGACCGUGUGUUUGAGUCCAUGCCAGACAUAGUUCUUGAUGUGCCCAAUGCCCACACCGUCCUCGAGAGGUUCUCUGAGGAGUGCCACAAGGAGGGAGUCAUCACCAAUCGCACCAAGGCCAAGGUGCCCAUCAGGGCCCGCAAGCGCUUUGUCAGCGAGGGUGAUGGUGGCCGUAUCAAGGAGUGAGCAGGGCCGACCCAUGAUUGGCUACACAUCACAUGACCCAUGGCAUACUGUUGCCCUUGACUUGAUUGUACAGCUUGUUUAUGAGGGGGCCAAAGUGUAGAAAAAAUUAUGUACUUAUGACAGAAUUGUCCUGGUCUUCUGUGGUGAAGCAUCAGCUUGUGCUAGUGUCUAACUUCCUAAUGUGUACACUUAACAUUGGUUUAACAUUGUGAAGAUGCCACUGCCAUUUGAAACGCUGUCUUGAAACUUUGGUAAAUGCUUUGAUCAGUAUUGACAAACAAAACAAAUUCCAUUUGUUUUCUGUAAAAAAAAUGCAUUUUCUGAUGCAGUUUUUGUGUAGUGUGGUGUUGGUAAGUUUGCUGAAGACCAGGACAAGAAAUGGUGUACAAGUACUUCUGAAGACAACAAACAAAGCAGCAGUGCUGUCAAUCUUGGCAUGAGGGAGAGCUGUACUUGGGUCAUGAGUACUCCAAUUGAAGGCCAAGGGUCACCUUCGGGUGCCUUAAUUGGGAAGAUGUUGUACGCUGGAGAAAUAUAUGUGUAUAUGGAUGUUCUAUGUAGAAAAAAAAGAAAAAAAGGGGCAGCUGACGUGACAAUAUGUUAGGUUUUCAAUGGUAUCAGUUCCAGAUGGGCAUACAAAGGUGUAGAAUGACCUAAGGCAAUACUAUUGUGUGCCCUAAAGAUGUUAAGCAACAGAAAUUUUAGGUAAUUGGCCUCUGGUGCUAUACCUUGUAAUUGUCCUUGUACCGCAGACAAAGUAGAGUAGGGAAACUUUGAAAAAGAAAGAAAAAAUACAUGUCAUUUCCUGUAUUUGACAGUUAACUCUUUUUGGCAAAUUCCAGAUGAAAAAUGUCAAUUCAAAUUCUUAGCAAUAGACAUUCAUUUGUUUACAUCAUUGUAUGCCUGUCCAAGAAACUGGCCAAUUGUAACCAGUGUUCUGCUUUCUAGUGAGAGACAUAUCACUGCUGGUUUAAUGAUAAAGUUAAUCAGUCCCACAGUACAAGUUAGGUCAGGUGUUGAAGAAAAAAGUGUAAAAAAA